AUGACCUCCAGUCCUCUGGCUGAUCGGCCAGCUAGUCUGGACAACGAGCAAGAUAGUGAGCUCAGCGAUCCAGACAGCACUGUCCGGACACCACCGCGUGCGGCUGAGCUCGAGGAGGAAAUAAUUGUCGAAACCAAGGAAAACGGGCCUUCAGCAGAGCCUGUCGACGACGGAGACGAGGCCAUGGCAGAUGUUGAUGGGGAACCCACGGCAUCUCACUACCCUAAGAGAAAGCGCACCUCGAUUUUCAACGACCUCAGUGAGAGCAAGAUUGAGAUUCCUACAUCAAUCCGCCCAGAGCGCCCUGAACGCACAGCUCUCCCCAGCACCUCCAACAAGGCUAGGCCUCGCAACGCUCUCGGCGGUGUCAAGGGAGUCUUGCUUGGACAUUGGAGGGAUUCCCCGGUUCCGGAAUUCGAGAACAAGCAUGGCGUCAUUGGCUUCAUCGACGUCCGUGACAGGUUACGCACUCGCAUUCAACCCAUGAGUAAGGAUGGAGGGACCAUUGCCGCCGAAUACCCGCUUCCACCUGGGCCAGGUGGCAGCUGGGUUACCUUUGAUCGCAUUUACUUCUCCGACCACCUGGUCGGUCUCGACCAUUUCCAAGUAAAGGAAUACGUUCGCAUGCGAGCUGCCGCCGCUGAGGGCAAUGAAGAAGAAGAUCGCGUGGCCGCGGAGGCAGAAACCGUCAAAGCGGCAACCAUCAGAGGACGCGAGCUCCUUCAAAUAGAAAACCCUGCCGUGGCUCCCUUGGUCGCCCAUGGUGCCCUCCCGCUCGGCGCAAACGGUGCCGCGGCGGUGAUAGAUGCCAAACGACGACGAACUAGCACUUCGUUCGUUGCCAUUGCGCCGCAUCACGAGGAACCCUCCUCCGACCACUCACUCACCCUCGACCCUCUGCACGGGACGCGCCCAACCCGGAUCGUGCUCGGCUUUUGGCGGGGCUCCAGCGAAGAGAGCCCUCGCGACCGCCAUGCCGUCUACGGCAUCCUCGGACAAAACGACAUGUUCCGCGUCAAGGUGGUGCGUGAGACCCGUGACGGCCGCUACGUCGACGGGAACUUCCCCGUGGGCGCCGGCGCGCUCUGGAUCCACUACGAUGAAGUCGAAUUUGAACCGCACAUCAAGACUUUGAGUAGACCCGAGAUCAAGGAGUACUGCCGAAUCCGCCAGUACCAGCUGGACCGCGGCGAGGCGACUGGCGAGCGCCGAGCCAACGAGAUUCGCGCCGCCGAGGACGCCCGCGCCCGCGCCACCACCUUCCUCCCGCACCUGCAGAGCCUGGCUAAGACUUAUCCUACUCAGCCGCCGUCGCUGCUGCGACGCCCCGGCAGCGACGACUUUGACGUUUCGGAUUCGAUUGGGGGCGGCGGUCGGCUUUCAGGCGGCCACGAGCUGCGUCAACUUCGCCGCCCCGACUUGAGGCCCGCCACCCGUCACUCCCUCGGGGAUAUUGAAGCCGCCAGCGCCGCCGGUGGAGGCCUUCUCGCCAACGCCGCCACGCGCAGUGGCAUGCCGGGCGGCAGUGGCCCCAUUGAGCGCACCAACGCUCUCGCCCAGCGCGAAAUUGCACGCGUCGAGGCCGCCCAGGGUCGCGCCGACCGCCACGCCGUGCACCGCGAGCGCGCGGCUCAAGCGGCCGACGCGGCAGCUGCCAUGGCUGCCGUCGCUGCAGGCUCCACGGUACCGAGCCCGCCCACGACCAACGGCAGUAAUGGUGGAGGCCGUCCGCUGUUCCACGAGUCGGAAGACAUUGAGCGCCUCAAUCGCGUCUGGGCCCGCCAGGAGUCGCUUCGCCUGCGCGUCGGCUCCGAGGACGCCAAGAUUUACGAUGGCGUCAAGUACGAGCGCAAGCCGACCGGCCCGUUUAUGGGCAAGCUCGUUUCACAGGGCACCAUCAUCACGAUUGACGGAGAAGACUACGUCGAGUACCGCGUGCUCACCAAGCCCUCCUUUUUCUAA
Messenger RNA from Cordyceps fumosorosea ARSEF 2679, 1962 nucleotides. RefSeq lists its product as hypothetical. The coding region runs from base 1 to 1962 and encodes 653 amino acids. The record is from RefSeq and is a predicted model, not a curated record. Lineage: Eukaryota; Fungi; Ascomycota; Sordariomycetes; Hypocreales; Cordycipitaceae. The transcript has a single exon.